AUGGAGAGUCGCAAUCCAUCGGUACGAUGGAGCCCUACAAAAGAGCAAAUAAGCAUUUUAGAGAACUUGUAUAAGGAGGGAAUAAGGACUCCAAAUGCUGACCAAAUACAAGAGAUAACUUGUAGGCUCAGGGUGUAUGGUCACAUUGAGGGAAAGAAUGUCUUCUACUGGUUUCAGAAUCACAAAGCCAGGCAAAGGCAGAAGGAAAAGCAACAAAGCAGUGGAAUCAGCUUUUAUCCUCAACAACCAAAGGUGCUAACACAUGGAAGUAUUAACUCAAGAACUGAGAAAGUUGUGCCUUUGGGGAUGCCAAAAUUUCGUGAUGGCUCGCAGAUAUACAAGCAAUUGCACCAGAAAGUAUCCGAUUACAACUUUAGCAUCAGUAAGCCACAAACGUUGACUCUCUUUCCCCUUCAUCCAACCGGCAUUUUGGAAGGAAGAACAACCGAGCAAGUGCCUUCUCUUGCUUCAAAUUCUGCUGAUAUCACUGAUAAAACUUCUGGUUCUUCUGAUAUUGAUGGAGAUGGUCGUCCAGGAAACCAAUCGUUCAUUGAUUUUUUCACUUCUGAACAAAGCAGUCGAGGGAGUGAUUAA
Messenger RNA from Abrus precatorius (Indian licorice), 594 nucleotides. Its product is annotated as WUSCHEL-related homeobox 2-like. Lineage: Eukaryota; Viridiplantae; Streptophyta; Magnoliopsida; Fabales; Fabaceae. Gene Ontology annotation, biological process: plant organ development. The record is from RefSeq and is a predicted model, not a curated record. Bases 1 to 594 code for a protein of 197 amino acids. The transcript has 2 exons. Gene Ontology annotation, molecular function: DNA binding; DNA-binding transcription factor activity.